Gryllus bimaculatus (two-spotted cricket) is the source of this 951-nucleotide messenger RNA. Lineage: Eukaryota; Metazoa; Arthropoda; Insecta; Orthoptera; Gryllidae. The record is from the annotation of a GenBank genome assembly.
UUGCAUCUGACCGUCAAGAGCCAGUGGGGAGACGCACCUCGAUGGAUGUUUGACGAAGCUCUGACAGCGAAUCCGAAAUCGACCGUCUCUGGGAAACUGCUGUAUGUUGACUCUGAACAAAAGAAGAUGGAUAUUGACAUUCAGCGCGUCAGCUACCUCGAAUCGGACCGCACGGCGGUCCUGUGCCGCGAGCAGAUGGCCCGCGGCGACCUCUUCCAGCCGGCCUGCCUCAACGUCACCCUGCGCGCGGGCUACCUGGACCACUACCGCUGCGAGGCCGAAUUCGACCGCCUGGAGCCGGCCUUCCUGAACCUUACUGCAGCGGCGUACGCGCGGGCGCGCGACCUCUUCGAGCCGCACGUCCGCGAGAACCCUCUGCACCGCGGGGAGCCCGGCCGCGCCCAGGCCGAGGUGCGCUUCGCCGACGGCUUCCACGCCGUCGACGUGGCCUUGAGCGGGCCAUCCUUCGCCGCGCGAUUCGAGAAACUGCGCAUGACGCGGCAGGUGCGCCCUUUCGUGGUCGUCCAUCCGGAGUACAACUUCGUCGACCGCGUCAGGCAGUACCGGUUUGUUAAUGAGAACAAUCCGAAAUGCGUUCUGGACAAAACUACUGUAAACACCUUCGACAACACUACGUACAACAUUCGCCUGGGACCCUGCUGGCACAACAUGAGUAUCAUAACAAAGCGGGGCAUCGGCAACAUGACAAUACAAGCCCGUGACAGCGGGGACGAGAGGAUCCUUCGCGUCCUCUUUCCUGAAGGAAGUGAACUGGAGUUGCGAAAAUCACAGCGUUUCUACCGUUCGAGGGAAUCUGCAAGAUCAGCUCCUCUUUACGUCAAUGGAAAUUUGGUAAUGGUUUUCCAAGACUCCCCAGUGUCCUUCGACAUUCAGUACAGAGAAUUUCACAGCAUCGUGGAACUCUCUUUGAUCACCGGCAACCUAUUCCAU